Lycium barbarum (goji berry) is the source of this 618-nucleotide messenger RNA. RefSeq names its product TMV resistance protein N-like. Gene Ontology annotation, biological process: signal transduction; defense response. Gene Ontology annotation, molecular function: ADP binding. NCBI's taxonomy places the organism in Eukaryota, Viridiplantae, Streptophyta, Magnoliopsida, Solanales, Solanaceae. The record is from RefSeq and is a predicted model, not a curated record. The transcript has 2 exons. The coding region runs from base 1 to 618 and encodes 205 amino acids.
AUGGAAGCCAUUGAGGAGUCAAGAACUGCCAUUAUAAUCAUAUGCGACAAGUAUGAGGAAAGCCACAGGUGCUUGGUGGAACUGACCAAGAUAAUGGAAUGUGUAAAGAGUAAGGGUCAGAUUCCCAUAACAGUCUUCUAUGAUGAUAAUCAAUGGAAUGAACCCAGGGAGGAGAAGGAGGACAAAAGGAUCCAAGAAAUUGUUGAUAAAAUUUUAGAGAUUCGAGGCAUUACCAAAUACCCAGUGGGAAUCGAAUCUCGUGUAAAGGAAAUAAAAUCGUUGUUGAAAGUUGAAUGUGGCGGUGUUUCUUUUAUUGGGGUAUGGGUGAUGAGUGGAAUAGGUAAGACAACGGUUGCAAGAGCAAUUUUUGACGAGAUCUCUUGUCAAUUUGAAGGGUCUUGUUUUCUUGCAAAUGUUAGGGAAGUUUCAGAGAAGUAUGGACUGAGCCAUUUGAGUCAGAAACUUCUUUCACAAGUCUCGAAGCAAGAAUUUGUGGAUGUGGCAAGUGAAAGAACCUAUUGGCUAAGCGGAAUUCUUCGUCACAAGAAGGUUGUAAUUGUUCUUGAUGACGUGGAUAACACCCAUCAGUUGGAAUAUUUAGCUGGGAAACGCGAUUGA